AUGAGCCAUACUCCUGGAGGCGGCCACCCGCAAGGUUGGGAGCACAAGCUUGCAGACCGGUCGUCGCUGCCGCCAGCACCGGGGGAGGAGAAAACUAAAUCUCAGUCCAAACAUGUGUUCACACAGCCCCAUAUCCCUAAAACGAGCGCUAUGUGGUGGCGCGAAGAGACGGAAGGUUCGUCGGGCAGCAGCGCACGCUCACCCGCCUCACCUCCCUAUGUACGUUGGGCUAGAGCCCUGCAUUUCCUGCUCGAGGAUGCAGAGGGCGUGCGUCUGUUCCGUAAGUUCGUGUGCGGAGCCGGCGGAUUGCACGUCGAUCGGCUUAAUUUCUACUUCGCCGUACACGGCUUGCGACAGGAGACCGAACCAUCCAAGAUCCGGCAAGUCGUGUCGGCUAUAUACAAAUUCCUGCGGAAGUCUCAGCUAACGAUGCCGGAAGCGCUGAAGUCGCAGGUGAAGCAGGCGCUCAAAGAUGGCGCAUCCAUCGAGAAGACUAUCUUCGAUGAAAUGGAGCAAGAGGUGACGCGCGCCAUAACUGAAACGACGUACCAAUCGUUCCUCCGUUCGGAGGCUUACGUCUCGUACGUGAGUGCGGCCACGCAGCCUCUUUCUUCGCCUGAUGCUUCGCCACCUCAACAUAGAGAUAUGUCAGUAUGCGGCCUGGCAACAUUGCACGAAGGGCAGGAGUUGUCAGGGGCGAGUGCGAACACGAGCUCGAGUACGAGCGCACGUCUCACUCACGACGCACUGCUCGCGACUCAGUCGCGGAGACUCCACUCGGACGUCGCACCUCACCGUCACAAGCGGUCAGUGUACAGCGCUCACGUGUCGUAUGCGGGUUAUACGCCGACGUCGCGUCAGGACUCAGAACGGGGCAGCCUUAGCAGCGGACGUACCGAUAGUGAUGCUGUCUCGCUUUCCGGCAGUAGCGUGGAUGGUAUGUCAGUGCGCGGCCCCAGAGAUAGCCGGGAGUCGCGGCAUCGGCAGCGCUUGUACGGAAUGGACAGACAGGCCGUCAUCAAUAAGGAGCAGGAUACUGCAAUGAUGAUCCCCCGUACCCAACGAGUCCAGUCUGAACAAUUACGAGUUCUCCCGCCGGCUGAAUUUGCUCCGCUUCUGAUUGAGAAAUUAGAAAGAGUGAGAAGAGAUCGAGAAAACAAGGAGAGACUGGAACGGAGAUUAGCUGAGGGUGAGGGUGAAGAGACCUCAUCUCAAGUGCUUCCACCACAGUUAGUUGCUGCUGCCAUUCGGGAGAAGCUUCAGCCAGAUGAUGACAACGAUCAGGAUAUUCUUGAUCAGCACGUAUCCCGAGUAUGGUCCGAGCGCACUCCGGGUGGAUCUCCUCCUGGUGGAAGACGAGCGAGGAGACAUAAUCGACGAGCUCCUUCCUGUCUCUCUGCUGACUCGGGCCAUUAUGAUGAACCGCCGCAUCUUGCUACACGCAGAUCAUUCUCGAAGAAAACGGUGACAGAGCUGACAGACAGUGGCGUGUCGGUGGUAAGCGAGGGUGGCGUGAGUGGGCUAAGUGCUGCCAGUGAGCCCCGGAUCCUUCUCUGGAUCGCUGAAGGGGAAAGGGGAGAAAGGAGGGCAACUUCGGCUGAUAGACAUCGCCGGCAAACACGCGGCGGCGGCAGCAAGAGCAGCAGCACCAGCGGUAGCGUGGAGCAGACCGUGGUAGUGGCCCACUUCUUGGACGAGAGCGUGCCUUACCGCUUCAAAGUGCCCGCUUGCCCUCUCACACUCAAGACCUUCAAGGAGUAUCUGCCGCGAAAGGGGAAUUACAGAUAUUUCUUCAAGACGGAGUGUGCGGAUCUAGACAACACAGUGAUUCAGGAAGAAGUCAGUUGUGACAAUGAGACGCUGCCCAUGUUCGAGGGGAAGGUCAUGGCCCGCGUCAAAGCUAUUGAGUAA
Pieris macdunnoughi is the source of this 1911-nucleotide messenger RNA. NCBI's taxonomy places the organism in Eukaryota, Metazoa, Arthropoda, Insecta, Lepidoptera, Pieridae. The record is from the annotation of a GenBank genome assembly.